Oreochromis aureus is the source of this 3618-nucleotide messenger RNA. Its product is annotated as NACHT, LRR and PYD domains-containing protein 12-like. Lineage: Eukaryota; Metazoa; Chordata; Actinopteri; Cichliformes; Cichlidae. Gene Ontology annotation, molecular function: protein binding. The record is from RefSeq and is a predicted model, not a curated record. The transcript is spliced from 11 exons. The annotation marks the transcript as partial.
GUCCCUCCCUCUAAAACCACUCUGUGUGGGGAACAUGAGAGCCAGACCAAAGCUCAGAGGAAGAAAAGUAGAAGAAGAAGAAAACGUAAACCUAAAUCUGAACCGGAAACUGGACCUGGACCCAGCUGUGUGUCCUUAAAGAGCGACCAGUCUAAACAAGGCGUCGUUCAUUUCAAAGCCCGGCAGGCAUCUGCUGCAGAGAGAGAGAGGAAGAGGAGUGGUGUUUGUGAGGAGGACCAGCUGUCCUGUUGUGCUUUGUGUCAGGACGUCCUGAAGGAUGCAGUCUCUACCAGCUGUGGACACUGGUUCUGCAGACAGUGCAACUCCUCAUACUGGGACCAGUCUGCUUCAUCAGCAGACUCCUCCUGUCCCCAGUGUGGAGAAAGAUCCAGAACCAGAGCUGGACUGCAGACAGCCAGUCAGAGCAGCUGUGUACAAAAAGAUGUUGGUCUGCAGGAGGUUUUAGAUGAACAUAAGAUCAGUCUGAGGAGGAGAUGUGAACAUGUGACUGAAGGAAGUGAUGAAACAGGAAGUAGAACCCUCCUCAACAGGAUCUACACUGAGCUCUACAUCACAGAGGGACAGAGUGAAGAGGUUCAUACCCAACAUGAGGUGAGGCAGCUGGAGACAGCUUCCAAGAUGGACGCCCUCCAUGACACUCCAAUCAGGUGCCAGGACAUCUUUGAAGCCUUACCUGACCAACAGAGACCCAUCAGAGUGGUUCUGACCAACGGCGUUGCUGGUGUUGGAAAAACCUUCUCAGUGCAGAAGUUCACUCUGGACUGGGCAGAGGGCUUGGAGAACCAACAUGUCAGUGUGGUGGUUCUGCUUUCAUUCAGGGAGCUGAACCUGAUCAGAGAUGAGCAGUACAGUCUUCUGGAGCUGCUCAAUGUUGUCCAUCCAACAUUACAGAAGGUCACAGCAGAGAAGCUGGCUGUCUCUCAGCUUUUGUUCAUCUUUGACGGCCUGGAUGAAAGCAGACUUUCAUUGGAUUUCACCAACAGGAAGCUGCUGUCUGAUGUCACACAGAAGUCAUCAGUUAGCCAGCUGCUGACAAACCUCAUCCAGGGGAAUCUGCUUCCCUCGGCUCUCGUCUGGAUAACUUCUCGACCUGCAGCAGCCAAUCAGAUCCCUCCUACAUGUGUUGACAGGCUAACAGAAGUACGAGGCUUCACUGACGCCCAGAAGGAGGAGUACUUCAGGAGGAGAUUCAGUGAUGAAGAGCUGUCCAGCAGAAUCAUCUCCCACAUGAAGACAUCCAGGAGCCUCCACAUCAUGUGUAGUAUCCCAGUCUUCUGCUGGAUCACUGCUACAGUUCUGGAGCACAUGUUGACUACAGAGCAGAGAGGAGAGCUGCCCAAGACCCUGACUGACAUGUACUCACACUUCCUGCUGGUUCAGACAAAGAGGAAGAAGAACAAGUACCAUGAGGGACAUGAGACGAGUCCACAGGAGCUGAUGGAGGCUGACAGGGAAGUUCUUCUGAAGCUGGGGAGGCUGGCGUUUGAACAUCUGGAGAAAGGAAACAUCAUGUUCUACCAAGAAGACCUGGAGCAGUGUGGUCUGGAUGUGACAGAGGCCUCGGUGUACUCAGGAGUUUGUACAGAGAUCUUCAAAAGAGAGUGUGUGAUCUUCCAGAAACCAGUCUACUGCUUUGUUCAUCUGAGCAUUCAGGAGUUUCUGGCAGCAGUCUACAUGUUCCACUGUUUCACGAACAGGAAGAUAGAUGUGAUGAGGAGCUUCCUGGGGAAACACUAUAAUAACUUAUAUCUGGAUGAUUUCCUUGAGAGGGUCAAGGAGAAAUCCCUCCAGAGUAAAAAUGGCCACCUGGACCUGUUUGUUCGCUUCCUUCAUGGCCUCUCUCUGGAGUCCAACCAGAGACUCUUGGGAGGUCUGCUGGGUCAGACAAAGACCAGUCCAGGAACCAUCCAGAGAGUCAUCAACAACCUGAAGGAGGUGAACAGUGAUAAAAUCUCUCCUGACAGAAGCAUCAACAUCUUCCACUGUCUGAUGGAGAUGAACCACCUCUCAUUAUUUCAGGAGAUCCAAGAGUUCCUGAAGUCAGAGAACAGAUCAGAGAAGAAACUCUCUGAAAUCCAGUGCUCAGCUCUGGCCUUCAUGGUGCAGAUGUCAGAGGAGGUUCUGGAUGAGUUGGAUCUGCAGAAGUACAACACAUCAGAGCGGGGACGACUGAGACUGAUUCCAGCUGUGAGGAACUGCAGAAAGGCUCGACUGACUCAGUGUCGACUCUCAGAGACUCACUGUGAAGUUGUGGCCUCAGCUUUGAAGACCAACCCCUCCCAUCUGACAGAGCUGGACAUGAGUGAGAACAACCUGCAGGAAUCAGGAGUGAAGCUUCUGUGUGCUGGACUGGAGAGUCCAAACUGUCGACUGGAGACUGUGAGACUGAGUCACUGUGACCUGUCAGAGAGAAGCUGUGAAGCUCUGUCCUCAGGUCUCAGCUCGCAGUCCUCUAAUCUGAGAGAGCUGGACCUGAGUAACAAUAACCUGAAGGAUUCAGGCGUGAAGCUUCUGUCUGACGGACUGAAGAGUCCACACUGUACACUGGAAACUCUCAGUCUGUCAGGCUGUCUGAUCACAGUUGAAGGCUUUACUUUUUUGGCCUCAGCUCUGAGCUCCAACCCCUCCCAUCUGAGAGAGCUGGACCUGAGCUACAAUCAUCCAGGAGACUCAGGAAUGAAGCUGCUGUCGGCUGGACUGAAGGAUCCAGGCUGGAGACUGGACACUCUCAGACUGAGUCUCUGUAACCUGUCAGAGAGAAGUUGUGAAGCUCUGUCCUCAGGUCUCAGCUCUCAGUCCUCUAAUCUGAUCAAGCUAGACCUGAGUAACAAUGACCUGCAGGAUUCAGGCGUGAAGUUUCUGUCUGAAGGACUGAAGAAUCCACACUGUAAACUGGAAACUCUCAGUCUGUCAGGCUGUCUGAUCACAGAGGAAGGCUGCACUUCUCUGGCCUCAGCUCUGAGCUCCAACCCCUCCCAUCUGAGAGAGCUGGACCUGAGCUACAAUCAUCCAGGUGACUCAGGAAUGAAGCUGCUGUCGGCUGGACUGAAGGAUCCAGGCUGGAGACUGGACAUCGACACAAACACAGUGAACACAAAGCUCCAACUGUCUGACAACAACAGGAAGGUGACACAUGUGGAGGAGGUUCAGUCAUAUCCUGAUCAUCCAGACAGAUUUAAUGUUUAUCCUCAGCUGCUGUGUAGAAAUGGUCUGACUGGUCGCUGUUACUGGGAGGUCGAGUGGAGAGGAUACGUUUAUAUAUCAGUGAGUUACAGAAGCAUCAGAAGGAAAGGAGUCAGUGAUGACUGUUGGUUUGGACACAAUGAUCAGUCCUGGAGUCUGAGCUGCACUGAUGAUGGUCCUCGUUAUGUCUGGCACAAUAACAGACACACAACCAUCUCCUCCUCCUCCUCCUCCUCCUCCUCCUCCUCUGUCUCUAACAGAGCAGCAGUGUAUGUGGACUGUCCUGCUGGCACUCUGUCCUUCUACAGAGUCUCCUCUGACACUCUGAUCCACCUCCACACCUUCAACACCACAUUCACUCAAACUCUUUAUCCUGGGUUUGGGUUAGACUGGCCUCCUGGUUCCUCAAAAUGA